UAUACAUCAAAGCGAACAUAGACAUCCCAAGGACAUUGUCACAUCUCGUCUCCUCAAUAACAGGAUCAUCACCACCACUACCACCACCAUCGCCAUAAUCAUCAUGCCCACUGAAUCCCCACCCAAUACUCUCCCUCCAGAGCAUAUCCCCAUUCUCAUCAUCGGUGCCGGUCCCGUCGGAUUAUCCCUCGCCAUCGAACUCCGUCUCUUCGACAUCAAAGUCCUCGUGGUCGAUCGUGAAGCAGAAAUCAUCAAUUCCCAUCCAAAAGGUCGAGCCAACGAUCUUCGAACUCUCGAACACUAUCGUCGUUGGGGUGUGAGCGACGAACUACACCGACUUGCCUGGAAGACACGUAAUCCAAACCAGAAAGUCGUCAUUACGAAUUCAAUCGUCGAGCCGCCUCUAGGUGCAUAUCCACUCCGAUUGGGUCGACAUGUCGAUGAAUCGCGUGACUAUGCGGCUGAACCAUCAUUAAGUGUCCCGCAGGCGAUUACGAUGCGUGUUUUGCAGAAGAAAGCGGUGGAAUUGGGUGCCAUUGUCUUGAGAGGGUGGGAGGCGAAAUCAAUUCACCAGCAGGAUGAUGAGGAGAAAUCCGUAACGACGAGGCUAAGGUCACCAACAGGAAUUAUCUUUUCCAUUUCCUCCGAAUAUGUCGUUGGAUGUGAUGGUCCUGAUAGUCUAGUCCGAACCACCGCUGGAAUUUCACGACGUGGCAUCGGCCCAACAUCACGGAGUGUGAGCUACGUUGUCCGCAGUGAAGGGUACAAGAUCGGCGAUCUCAUUAGUUCACCGGCCCACGACUCUCUCGGUUUCCUCAUGGUAUUGAGCUCAAAAGCCUCCACCAUCGUCAGCAUCCCCGACGACGAACACUGGGGAUUAAGUUUCGAAAUCCCCGACGAUGCACCAAACCCCACUGACGAGGAAAUCCAACGUCACGGCCGCGAUGUUCUCGGAGUGGAUACCCCCCUCUCCAUAGUCAGUUCAUCCUCAUACCGAGUGUUCACUCGGGUUGCAUUAUCAUAUCGCAAGGAUCGUCUAUUCAUCGCCGGCGAUGCCGCUCAUCUCUGUCCCCCCACUGGCGGACAUAACAUGAAUGUUGGAAUCGGCGAUGCCGUGAACCUAGCGUGGAAAAUCGCCGGUGUGGUUCAAGGAUGGGGAGGGGAGAAAUUACUUCAAAGUUACGACAUCGAACGGCGGUCGGUUGGGAAUUUAGUGACGGACGCGGCAUUCGAUAAUCACUCCGCAAUGGAAAAAGCGACGGAGAUCUUUCGGAAUCUACCAUCACUGGAUCCCAAUGCGAGUUCGGAACAACGGUUUAAUCGUGGCGAUAUUGCGUAUCAGAUCACGUAUCCGCAAUGGAAUAGUUUUGGUGUCGUACUGGGUCAGAGGUAUGAAGAAUCAUCAUUAACGAUUCGCGGUGAGUGGACGGCUCCGCCUUAUAGUGGGAGUGAGUAUUGGCCCCAUGCGAGUCCUGGGCAUCGUGCACCGCAUGUAUGGCUUGAUGACAAAAGUCCUUUGUUGGAUCAUUUUGAGAAGUAUUUCACUUUGUUGGAUAUAGAGGCUUCUGAUGGACAGGUUACUCGGUUCUUGAAGGCUGCUGCUGAUGUUGGGCUUCCGAUCACUCAUCUCAAGGUUUCCGCCGCGGUUGCGAGGAAGAGAUAUCCUGCUGAGAUCACGAUUAUUCGUCCAGAUCAAUAUAUCAGUUGGCAGGGAAAUGAAUGUAGUAACCCUGCAUCCGUCAUCGAUACGAUUAGAGGGUUCUAG
Messenger RNA from Exophiala mesophila, 1765 nucleotides. RefSeq lists its product as uncharacterized. The record is from RefSeq and is a predicted model, not a curated record. Lineage: Eukaryota; Fungi; Ascomycota; Eurotiomycetes; Chaetothyriales; Herpotrichiellaceae. The transcript has a single exon. Gene Ontology annotation, molecular function: FAD binding. The coding region runs from base 104 to 1765 and encodes 553 amino acids.